AUGGCGCCAGGCUCUUUGUCGGUCUCUGCUCGAAGGGAGCGGCGACGCCUACACUGGGGGCAGAAGGAAGACCCCUUCACUGUUGUCACGGAAGGGAUGGUCGAUCUCGCACGCAGAAUCAAGGGGAAUUCGCCCUUCGCUAAUUCCGUCCAUAACAGCCUCCUCCUCCAUGGUCGAGGUCAUGCUCGGGAAUGCACUUUCUACACCUUGAGAGAUCACCCCGAUUCCCAUGUUGUUAUGUGGCGGUAUUUGCAACCGUCGAACACCUUGCUGGCCGUCCACUGUCGGGAGGAGGAGGUCCCCCUGCUGAAGGAGUCCCUGAUGCAGUCGCAGCUGAUCGACUGGAAGGGAAGGCUGUGCGUGUUCCACGUGCCUGAGUAUCUGGUGGACACCGUGAAGGACGUCGUGGAGGACAAGGGAGGCCAGGAACUGAGGAUCAAUAAAUGCUGCACUUAUACUGGUGAUAAUAUUGGGGAUCCUCAUGCUUAUCUGGCGGAGAAUCCAAUCCGGUGUCCGGCUGGAUUCCGGGUAGCACGGCUGGGCAGGGCUGGAGUCAGCCUCAUGAGGAACACAGCGGAGUACGACAUAUGCAGGACUCUCGACGACAUGGUUCACAUCACGAAGCACGCCCCUUCGGUCGGCCUAUACCAAGACCCGAGCGUAGAAGAGGAAACCUGCGUGGACAUUGAGAACGUGCCGUUCGCUGGGGACGAGGAGGAGCCUGUAGCUUGGGUCACAACUUCAUUCUACGGAGCGAUGGGCACCAUGAUGACCUUGGAAGGGUAUCAAAGUCGCGGGUAUGGAGAGCUGGUGACUCGGGUUAUCGCACUGAUGCUCGCUGCCCAGGGUUACGUCCCCGUGGGCCAUAUAGACGUUGAUAAUUUUUCUUCUGUUAAAAUGGUCAACAGGAUAGGCACGGUGCCUAUGUCCCAUUAUGACUAUUUCAUGUUCCGGAAGUGAGCCAAAGAUGCCUCUUUAUCAAUUACAACUUCACAGAGACAUGUACAGCGAAGUGAAGAUUUACAUCCUUUAGAUAUUCCUUUUUCAAGUCAUUUCACUAAAGCUUUUUGGAAUCCGGCAACUGGCAACUGACUUCCCUGUGUGGUGGUUGGACCCAGGCGGUUGGGCGGUUGAGGCAAAGGCCCCCGGCUUGGAUGUCUGUACCCCGCGAGCAGGCACUUUGAUAUAUGGAUUUGUUGUCUGUCGGUCUAUAUGUAUGUUUCUGUCUAUCUGUUUGUCUCUCGAUAUGUAUGGUUGUGUGUGUGUGU
Messenger RNA from Penaeus vannamei (Pacific white shrimp), 1268 nucleotides. The record is from RefSeq and is a predicted model, not a curated record. Lineage: Eukaryota; Metazoa; Arthropoda; Malacostraca; Decapoda; Penaeidae.